AUGUUAUGCUUUGAAAAGCUAAACGAGGAGUCAAAUGCCUCCUUGAAUCCCUCCCCAACAAAAAUCUCGGCAGUCAAUUUGGCAUCCUUCAAUUUGAAGAAGAGUGAGAAGUUCAAACGCCUGUUGGAGUUGAUUCUGGCCUUCGGAAACUACAUGAAUAGUUGUCGUCGUGGUGUGGCCUAUGGAUUCCGGUUGCAGAGUCUUGAAAUUAUCGAUAGUGGAGUUAACUUGAUUCACUCCAGUCGUGUUACGACUGAAUGCUUCUACGUUGUGACAAAAUUGGUUUCACGAAAGGCGUUUGCCACUACUAUUCUCUUCUCUACUACAAAGAUAUUGAAAAGUCUCAAUCUUAUUCCCCACCUCCUUUGUCGCAUGAAACUUCUACUCGAUACGAAAACACCGGACAAGCAGACAACCCUUCUGCACUUCCUUGUGGAGACCGUGGAAGAGAAGUUUCCUGAGUUGGCGAACUUUUACGAUGAGUUGGAUGGUAUUACUGCUGCCUCAAGGGGUGAGUUAAUUGAUGCGAAAGCAACAUAG
Molecule: messenger RNA, 540 nt
Organism: Rodentolepis nana
Lineage: Eukaryota; Metazoa; Platyhelminthes; Cestoda; Cyclophyllidea; Hymenolepididae
Source: the annotation of a GenBank genome assembly